Messenger RNA from Cornus florida, 1479 nucleotides. RefSeq lists its product as uncharacterized. Gene Ontology annotation, molecular function: electron-transferring-flavoprotein dehydrogenase activity; flavin adenine dinucleotide binding. Bases 193 to 1296 code for a protein of 367 amino acids. The record is from RefSeq and is a predicted model, not a curated record. Gene Ontology annotation, cellular component: cytoplasm. The transcript has 4 exons. NCBI's taxonomy places the organism in Eukaryota, Viridiplantae, Streptophyta, Magnoliopsida, Cornales, Cornaceae.
CCUCACCUGCCGACGACCUUCUUGGUUUCUUCUUCCCACUGGCAAAAAAUGGAAUUGGUCUGUGUUGCACGUAUACAUUUAAUACUUUGACAAGUGCAACACACAUAUAUACGCGCAUACGUGUGUAUAUAUAUAUAUAUGUAUAUAUGUAGGAGGACUUGAUGAGGAAUAUCAGUUGAAGAAAGAAUUGAAAUGGAUACCCACAAAGAAUGGGGAGGAGAGAGGAGGGUAGUGGUGAUCGGAGGUGGUGUAGCUGGCUCUCUUAUUGCCAAAUCUCUGCAAUUUAUUGCUGACGUCACUCUCAUUGAUCCGAAGGAAUAUUUUGAGAUCACAUGGGCUAGCUUGAGGUCAACGGUGGAGCCAUCAUUUGCAGAGAGAUCGGUUAUCAAACACCGAGAAUACCUUACCAAUGGCCGUGUCAUUACAGCCAGUGCCAUCGACAUCACUGCCACUGAGGUAUUGACCUCAGAGGGCCGUCUAAUCCCGUACGACUUUCUUGUCAUUGCUACUGGCCACGAAGAUCAUCCCAUUCUACCAACAAGAAAUGAAAAACUUGAACAAUACGAAACAGAAAAUGAAAAGAUAAAAGAGGCACAUUCCAUUUUGAUCAUUGGAGGUGGCCCCACUGGUGUCGAACUUGCCGGAGAAAUUGCUGCUGAUUAUCCAGAAAAGAAGGUUACUCUGGUGCAUAAGGGAUACAGGUUGCUCGAAUUUAUCGGACCAAAAGCUGCUGGUAAAGCUCUAGAUUGGUUGAAAUCAAAGAAAGUGGAAGUAAAACUGGAGCAAUCAGUCAAUUUGAACAGUAUUUCCGAUGGAAGCAAAACUUAUCGAACUUCAGCUGGAGAGAUUAUCAAAGCAGAUUGCAUGUUUUUGUGCAUAGGGAAACCACUGGGUUCGGCAUGGCUAAAGGAGACCAUAUUGAAGGAUAACUUGGACAAUCUUGGAAGGUUAAUGGUUGAUGAGAAUAUGAGAGUCAAGGGUCGCAAGAAUGUUUUUGCCAUUGGCGACAUCACUGAUGUUCGGGAAAUUAAGCAAGGAUAUUUGGCACAAAAACAUGCUCUGGUGGCUGCAAAGAACUUGAAACUACUGAUGACCGGAGGAAAAGAGAGCAAAAUGGCGACUUACGAGCCUCGUUCGAUAAAGGCUAUUGUUUCGUUGGGGAGAAGGGAUGCUGUUGCUCAAUAUUCGUUCACAACAAUGAUCGGACUUGUUCCAGGCUUGAUCAAAUCCAAGGAUUUAUUUGUGGGUAAAAUUAGGAAACAGUUAGGUCUAGACCCUCAUAUUGUGCAUGCUUAAGCUCUACGUUUUGCCUUCUUUUCUUUUUCCUUUCUUCUUAUAUUCAGCAUUUUCUCUUUCUUGAUUGAUUGUAUAUAUAUAUACCUAUUAAUUUGGUGUUUGUGAGUUGUAUAAAAUGUAACUAUUACUUUAUUGAGAAGGACUUCUUAAUGCAUUUUUCGCGUAUUGAAUACUUCCACGUUA